GGCUUGCCUAUGGAGGUAGCCCCUGGGAGCAGGUUAAAGAAAGUACCCGAUGAGCCAGUUGUCUGCUGCGAUCCUUCGCUACCUUGGCAGAAAAUUCGGAUUCGCUGGAAAAACUCCUGAAGAAGAAGCCUGGGUGGAUGCCGUUGUCGAUCUAUUCAAAGAUUUCCUGUCAGAAUUCAAGCACUUAAUUUAUGCAAGCUUAAAUGGAAAAUCAGCUGACGAGAUAGAAAGGGUCAGAACAGAAAUCGCCAUUCCCGCGAGAAAUGUGUAUUUCAAAAAUUUGAAUGAUCUACUGAAAAGGAGCAAGUCCGGAUUCCUUAUUGGGGAUGGCAUCACGUUUGCCGAUAUUGUGCGAUUUGCCGGAAUUUUUCAAUUCCGCCAAUUUGCCCGUUUGUCGAUUUGCCGGAAAUUUUGAAUUCCAGCGAUUCACCGCGAUUUGCCGGUUUGCUGAUUUGCAGGAAAUUUUUCAUUUCCAGCAAUUUGUCGAUUUGCCGAUUUGCCAGUUUCCAAACAUCAAUUUGCCGGAAGUUUUUAGAGCGUAUGGUUUUUCCGAGUUGUGAAUGGGACAAAAAGAAGAAAACGACCCCAAUGCACACUACAGCGACCCCAAUGCACACUACAGCGACCCCAAUGAAUUUGAAAUUCCUCAGUCUGGAGCAAUCAAUAGCUACCUUGCCAGAAAAUUCGGAUUCGCUGGAAAAACCGCAAAGGAUCAAGCCUGGGUAGACGCUACAACUGAUCUUUACAAAGACUUUUUCGAAGUCUUCCGAAAAAUGAUCCGAGCAAGACGAAACAAACUUCCAGCCGAUGAGCUCGCAAAGCUCACCUCUGAGAUCCUAAUUCCUGCUAGACAUCCAUAUUUUGAAAUUCUCAAUGGUAUUUUGGAGAGGAACAAGUCAGGAUAUCUUGUUGGAGAUGACAUAACUUUGGCAGAUCUUGCCAUAUCCGAAAAUGUAGACAGUCUCAAAAACUAUGGACUUUUCAAGGCUGAAGAGCAGCCAAAAUUGGCAGCUCUCCGUGAAAAAGUGUAUUCACACUCGGCUCUUAAGAACUAUAUUGCUAAUCGUCCAUUUACUGAGCAUUGA
This is a messenger RNA of Caenorhabditis elegans, 1085 nucleotides long. RefSeq names its product glutathione transferase (gene gst-17). The transcript is spliced from 6 exons. Bases 561 to 1085 code for a protein of 174 amino acids. Gene Ontology annotation, molecular function: glutathione transferase activity. Gene Ontology annotation, cellular component: cytoplasm. Lineage: Eukaryota; Metazoa; Nematoda; Chromadorea; Rhabditida; Rhabditidae. The record is from RefSeq and is marked reviewed.